GUUUACAGUUUCCCUGAGUUUUUCAUAUUUGAUUCCAGGAAAUGGGUAAUUGGGCAUGGCCAUCCACUCUCAAGUUCAACUAUAUUAAAUUCAGAAACGCAAGUUUUUAUCCUUCUUAUAACUGAAGCCAAAAUCAAACAAUAUUUUAAGGGAAAAUUUAAAAUGAGUUAACUAGUUAAAUGAAUUUUUUAAAAGUAUAUUUUUAUUUUCGGAAAUUUUUCGUACAUCAAGUACCGCUCACCAAAGAAAAUUGAAACGUGAAAAAUGGGAUUCAGUUAUAUUCUCAGAAACUGAUCAAACGCGCGAAGAAACUCUGGGUCGUUGGCCUCUAUAGGUUCGUGCAGAAAAUGACCUCGUGUAUCGUGGGUGGCAGGACGUUCAGGUAUGUAAACUCUCCUCUCUUCAGUUGAUUGAAUGCUAUGAUAGAAGUAAUUGAAGGGUUUCUUGCAAGACGGACAUUCGAGUUUGAUGUGGCACCAAUCGACCAGACAUUGGAAGCAAUAUACGUGACCGCAGUCAGGUAGGGACUUGUUGAUGUGCGGGCCCAAACAGAUUGCGCAUUGGCCGUCGUCGUAGAUCAUUGUGGUUAAUUCGGAACCGGAGAUAUUGUUCGGAUUAUCGUUUGCCAUAUUAAGGAAAGUUUUUUCAAUGUAUGAUGAUUAAUGGGAUUAUAGUUGGGUGAUAUAUAUAGCUUAGAGUCGCAGUAGGACCAUUCGCAAGUAACAUUUCCGCUCUUUAAUUUUACUUUUAAGUUAGAAAGAAAACAGCUACAAAAUUAAAUUUAAUUGAUUCAACUCCGUAAUGUUAUUACUCACAAUGUUCAACAUAUUUUUCUUGGAUAGUAACGACCGCGCUUUUUCAAAAUAAGACGAAAUUCCAUCUUUUGGCCUGCGCCGACAUGGAAAUGGCUAAUGGCGCUCAUUUACUUUUUUAAAAAACUAGUCCCAUUAAUCACUAGACUUUUUCAAAUGAAUUUAGAACGAAAAAAAAAAGCCGUUCGUUGCAUGUUUUAGCUAAUUACUUUUCAGGUCACGGAUAUUACGUUGUCCCAGUCGGUAACUCAUUUAAAAGUUGAUUUCGGUUUAUUAAAUAACAGGAUGUUUAAGCUACACAUCUUUCGAAAUUUCAUGUAAAGUUUGAUUCAUGUGUACAGUAAAGCUCGGUGUGGGGCUAGGUUUGAGAUAUGACCUUCCCGGAAGCCGCUGACAGAACGGAAAGGUCUUAUCGUUUGGCGUGUAUGCUCAGUUGUGACAAAGACGAAGUUAGUCUUUUCUUGAGAAACCGAAAAAAGGAAACCAAAAUUUUUCACAACAACAGCACAAUAACACUGGUCGGCCGACUGUCGCUCACGGCCAGUAAGACAACCUGAUACCCGCCUUAGCCUUAAACUGUUUUUUUUUUUUUUAGAAAAGAUCGCGGGACGUCAAUAGAGAUCUACGGGAAGCGGCCUGGGGUCAUGGGGAAUGUAGACGUUAAUAUUUCGGCAGGCGGUACUUCUAUAUUUGUUUUUCGUUUUCUAUUGGAAAUCUGACUGGUGUCUAUUGCCGCCGACAAUGAAAGCGGUGCGCUAAAGUAGUACAAACCGCAAAAAAAAAGCGGCAUAAAAGUGGCCGUUUUCAUAGACGCCGCACAUGAAUGUGCUCACUUUCUGCUCGAAAAAGGGUCUAGCUGUGUGUAUAGUUCCUGCUGCUCGUAAGAGUCGCAACUCUCCCAAACAGGUUGAGUUACCAGCACGCGUGGGUCAACAGUCUUCGAAGGUGGCUGUUCCCGUGUAGUCACGAAUCUUCUCCUCGCGCCUCAACUGAAUUUUUUGGGUCAAAUGCUAUAAGAUGCGACAGACUUUCUUGCUCUGGGCUUUGUGCUUUUCGUCUUGUCUUCUCUGCGCUGUUGCUCAGGAAUCUAAAUCAACCAUCUCUUUGGAAGCCAGUGGAUACGUGCACAAUGGAUCGACGGUUCACUACGAUGCCGCAGCAGCUCAAUUGGAGUUGCAGCUCAAAAUGGUAAUCCACCCGUUGUCUAGCAAAGGGAAAUCGCAUCAGCGGGGAAACGACUACAGAGUCGAGUUGGCCUUGGUCGACGGUUCCAAGAAGAUGAUGAAUGAUACACAGUUUGCGGCCUGCAAUUUGGCCUUCUCACGAUUCGCUGGCUAUUGCAAGGAACGCCAUAUAUUCACUACGAUCUAUCAAAAUUAUAGUCACAACCACACGAAUGAUGUAACUGUCCAGUUCGACCACGUCUACAGCGGAUGUUACAAGCUUAAAAUCAAUCGUUGUUCCCAUGGAAGAUUCACCUGCGACUCGAACAAAUCUGGGGUGUUCGAGCAGUACCUAGGCUACUUGGAGACAACUAUCCAAGACGUGAACGUCAGGCGAAUGAAUAUGAGCAUCAGUCUACAUCCAAGUCUAGGGGGUGUCGAAGUAGAGUUUGUCGUCAACUACUUGGAAAACCCGCAUCAGAUACUCAAAUUCAACGAAUUUGAGGUGAAAAUUAAGAAUCAAUUCAACCAUGCUGUGCGUAAAAGAAUAGUGAAUAGCAAUGUUGUCAACUUCCUGAACUGUACGGAAACGGACGCCAAUUGUAGCCUCUCGUCUUCAGAGAAUUCAGACAAUAAGUGCUUUUGUUUGCCGAUUGGAAACUACACAGUGGAGAUUGACGUCCUUGACAACCGGUGUAACCACCCGAUACAAACGUGCGCCAGCUAUCGAAAUCCAUGCAAACGACACACAAGGACACCUGUGUUUAUCGAUCUAUCCAAAAGUGAUGACCCCGUUUCUAUGACCGUCACGUCUAACGUCACUUGGAUUUGGACGAAUUUAUUACUAGUGUUGUUGGGCCUCGUCUUUAUAGCCGCACUCGUCUACUUUAAAAGUAGCUGUAUUUUUUACCGAAAACUUUACGGUUCAUCAGAGAUCAAAGCUGAGCAGCAUACCCCUAUACCUUUACAUCAUAGCCCUAUCGUUAACACCAGAGUAUUACUCGUUUACGACACCAACGACGACUCGAUUCAGAAAAAGGCCUCAAUCCUUCGACAGCAAUUGAUCUGCAGCGGCGUUUCUAUCGUCUAUGAUGCUGGCGACCCAGAACAACAAGAAGAUGUCAUCAUCAGGGGAGAAAUCCACUGGUUUAACGGCUACAUCAACGAUCCCGAAGUCCGGAUCAUUGUGAUUCAAUCGACAGGUUUGAAUCGUUGUCACGAGGAAUUGAAUCGAGACCGACAUAACGGUCCACUGCAACAGGAUUUAGACAAAUUGUCAAGUCUAAUGUUCGUUCUCAGUGAACUGAUUGUUCUCGCCGCUUCGAUUCGCGAAAAUGGUCUAUACGGUCGUAUCUUUGUCAUAUCAUACGAUGACCUCAAGUGCAAUUCACCUCGUAAUCUAUUGACGCCUUACAGAUGCUACGAAUUGCCGGAGCAUUACCCAAUGAUGAUGGGCCAAUUGUUCGUUAAUCGCAAUAUUAAAAUGGGAUAAAUUGGGAUGACUUUGCUCACAUUUACCGUAACGAUGCAUCCAUAACGGUUAAGGACCUGAAACAAAAUGACUGUCUCAUAUUAAUCUAUCAAACUGCUCUUACCAGUAACAUUUUUGAAUGCUUGCUGAAUUUGAAUGAAUGCUUUUGUGUCUGAAUGCUGUUCAUUUUUUUUAAAUUUCGUGCUUGUUCAAAAUUGCCAAAUCUCUCAUACUCAAUUUGUUAAUUAAAAUAUUAUAUUAUUACAUCCGUAUACGAUCAAGAAAGCUGAAUGCUGCAAUAAACUCAUUGUAAAAAUUGAAAAACAACAUUUUCUGGAUUGGAGGGGCGGGUUCGAUGAAUUGGACCACGUUCCACCUUAUUGCCAAGGCCAAUUAAAUUCCAACUACCGAGUACUGCUUUCCCUUUUCAUUUUUUGGCUCGUUUCAAAAUUUUGUUUUUACCUAACCUAUCCUCUAAAUUUCCAUUUUGCAGAGUUUCUUGGCCCUACCUUUCACUGAUUCGCACGGAUUUCUCCAGCUCACUUGGUAACUGGCUCGCCUGGACUCGUGUGGUCAUUUGGCCAGGAGAAACUUUCACAUUCUAACAGCUCAUUAACUUUUCUUUUUUGAAUUUCUAACUGGAUGCAAUGAGUCUUUUAUAAACCCUGCUUACAGCACCAACUCCCCCCAUCUCCACCCAUUUCACGUACUAAUGAUAACGUUGACGAGUUAAUCAAUAUGUUAAUUUCAUCGGACUGCUUGAGGACUGGAUUUGCUUUCGUUUUCUGUUUCUCCGUUUUGGGUUUGACGAGUUUUGAAUCGCCGAAAUUGUUCGAUCGAGAAAGCAAGUAACGAAAUUAAAGCUCCAAUACCGAGUAUGAAGAAAGCGCUAGCCAAAUCUUUAAGGUUCAAACGUCGUAAUAUUUUGGAUUUGUUUUUAAUCGAUUCACAAGGUGAUGAGUUCCCGAGAAAAUAUUUCUUGCGCCAAUGUUCGACAAGUCCCGUUUGGCUCUUCUUCCUAAGAAGCAAACCUGAAAAUCCAUAGCCUCUGAUUGGCUUCCCUACGUGGACCCGACACUUUCCAGUCUCUUGAUAAUCCUUGCCAAUGCGGAAUUUUAAAAAAUUCACCGACUAAAUAUGAUUAAGAAAUUCAGUAUUCCUCCCAAACUAAUAAUCAAUUUUGAUAUACAUCAGUGUAGGCACAACACCCCGAUGCAGCUUUUUGAAAACCCGUUUCUUGAUCGGGAAUGAAAUAUUCCGGAUGGCGACGAAAUAUGUCGCCCAUUUUCUUCAACGGCCCGCUAGUGGCGCUCUGCCCCAAAAUGAAAAAGAUGAAUAACUCGGAAUAACUGCGAAAUCUUUGCCAUUGAAAAGGACCGUCAUACCAAAAUCAUCUCGCGACCUAAACCAAAGGUUACAACAAGUUUGCCCGAGUUUGCCAGGACCUGCAGUUCUUCAAAGUCUGUCUCGUGGGCACGUGGUUAUUUGGAGGUGAGAAGAAUUUUGAACGACUUGUCACCUUUCCUAUGGGAAUUUUGAUUGUGCAACCUGAUGUGUGUUUAGAUCCUGUUGAAGGGUUUUUACACCAGAAAUUCUAAAUUUAUUCUGCGGUGCCGCGUCUUCAAUGAAAAUGUUAUUUACGGUGUGUGUGUGUCAACGUGCCAAUCAAGAUUCAACGGACAUGGCCCGGAUCCUUUUUCUUUACUGCACAGCAUCCCGACGCAACUUUUUGAAAAGCAGUUUCUUGAUCAGGAACGAAAUUCUCGGGAUGGCGACGAAACAAGUCGCCCAUUUUCUUCAACUUCCCGGUUGUAGCGCUCUGCACCCAAAUGAAAAUACUAAUGAGGGAAAACUGCAAGAACCAAUGUAAUGAAAAUAAUUGCAAGACCAAGAUCAAUUCGCGGCCGAGUCCGUCAUCAAAUGCAAUGCACAACACCCCGAUGCAGUUUUUUGAAAACCGGUUUCUUGAUCGGGAAUGAAAUAUUCCGGAUGGCGACGAAAUAUGUCGCCCAUUUUCUUCAACGGCCCGCUAGUGGCGCUCUGCCCCAAAAUGAAAAAUAUCAACGAAUGAACAACUGAAAAAAUCUUCGUAGUUGAUAAAAUCCGUCAAACCAAAAUCAAAUCGCGGCCUAAACCGUCGGUUACAACAAGGAUAGCUCAGCACUCACCGCCUGUAUUAUAUGCCAUUGUCUCUUCUCGUGGGCGGUAUGGAUGCGUUCACUUAACUCUGAGAAAACACUGCGAAUGGAAAUCGUAAAUUUAUUCCCGUACAGAUCACAGAACAUUUGUGCUUAGAUCCACAAGGAACAUGUCAAACGGAUAACGUGUCAGCGCUGGAAUAAUACGUGAAGCCAAAUGCAAUAGAGUACAGCUGUUUCAUAUUCUACAUCACGUACAUUGUCAACUCCGAGAUUCCGCAGAUCAAUUGGCAAAUAUUUGAUGAGCGUCAAACCCGUCAGCGGUGGUAUCGGUUCGUAGUUCAUUGCGGGACGCGGAGCAUAUUCUAUAACAUCGAACUCGGUGAUGAACAGCUGAACGCCAGAAUGAUCCAGCAGGGAAAUCUGAUGUUGGCAUAGAUUAUUAAUCCAUCCAACAGAAGCAAAGUUGUGGCACAACAUCCCGACGCAACUUUGCUAAAAGCAGUUUCUUGAUCAGGAACAAAAUUCUCAGGAUGGCGACGAAAUAUGUCACCCAUUUUCUUCAACGGCCCGCUCCUGGCGCUCUGUUCCCAAAUGAAAAAGAUCAACGAAUGAAUAACGGAAAAAUCUUCGCAAUGCGGAAAAUACUAAAAUCAACUCGCGGCCUAAACCGUCGGUUACAGCAAGGUAAGCCAGAACUUCUUGUUCCAUAACUUCGAUAGGAUCUACGGGUGGAAUGCUCGUCUUCCUAGCAGUGAUGUGGGCUGUGAGUGUGCCACUGUAGACGUCGACCAUAACCAAGGCAAACAUGCACCAAACUCCAGCCGUCAAACGGAAUGAAAUUCGUGAUUGCUGGUUUGGUUGCCAAAACACGGACCCUUUUUUAAAUAAUGGAAACAGAAUAGUGCGUGAACACCUCUCGGAGUUCCGACAAUUAAUGGCUAGCGACAAGCUGUAGAAUGGUUUAUACCUUGGUUUGUCAAAAUAGCUGUAGCGUACAAGACAUCAUCACCAAAUAUUAAGCGACCUCGUCUUCCUAACCAAACUCCCUUGGAACGUUUGAUUGUUAGUAUGCGUCGUAUUUCUAGCCAUGAAAUGCGGAGGCCUCUGUUAUUAUCAGGAAUAAAAUGUGUCGAAUAAUCAGUUCAAUUUUCAUCGAAAGAUUCCAUUUACUUAAGGAAAAAGUAAAAUUAUAUAGCUUAAUAUAUACCUCCAGCAUUCCAAAUUUCAAGAGAUGCUGAUGAGAGUUCACAAGCAAUCCAUUUAAUAGGAGAAAUAGAAUUUGAAGCUUCAUAUUUCUGGUUCAGCCUGUGCAUGAAAUUCGGUAGAAACCAGGCCUCCAACUGGAUUUAAAUAUCUUCCUUGAAUCUUAUAUAGGCUAGCCUAGAUUUCUGAUACGAAUCUUUACAGCGCACUAAAAUUUUAAAUUCACUUUUCUGCAAGGAAUCAAUAUAAGUCGAUUGAUGUCCAUCAUUUCUUUUUUAUUUGCUCAGUAAAGGAAGGAAAAUUGUUACUAAAUUGAAUAUGCCAGCAACAGUAGGCCUAUAGACUUCGCUAGACUUUCAGUUUACAUUGCAUAUCGUCAUGGUUACGGUUUGUUUUCAGAUUUGUCUUGACAUCUGUCACGUCCAUUAACAAUAACGAUUUUGUUGAGUUGGGAGACAGGUCAGCCUCCUUUUUGAGCAAAAGAUCGCAAAAGAUAAUCAUCAGUAAUACAUUUUUUUAUAGUCAUACAAUGCGGAGGUCACACCAUCAUGUCGAUGCAGAUGGGAUAGGGAAGUUUUCCUAGGAAGAUAUUUAUACCUCAAGUGUUCCGAAAUUUAGAAAUAAGGGCCGUUGAAGGUGUACUUGCAAUAUGUUUAGGAAAAGAAAAAAAAUGUGAAACAAUAUAAUUUUCCAAAAACAAAAUUACUUUUUGUAUAGCGAUUCCGAGCGAUUCUCAACUAUUGCACUCUAAAAAUGGUUUUUAAUGGAGCAGUUGGACCUGGGGUCUGGAAAUCAAUUUUGUGUCCAAAAGGGCCAAUCAGCGUACAGCCUCUUUAAAAUGUUGUACGCUGAUUGGCCCUAUUGGACACAAAACUGAUUUCCAGACCUGGCAACGCAGGAUGUUCAACUGCUCCAUUGUUGCUAAUCGAACUAUUUUGUUACUAAUCAAUUGCUGUUUUUUUUUUAACAGACUUAAAAUUAUUAUUCAAUCUUUUCCUAAAACUUUAAGAUUAUCAUUGGUAUCAACAUUGAAAUUUAACACUGUACUUGGUGACAUAAAUAGGGUUAUUCCAGAAACAUCUAUUCUUGCUUUACUGAAGAUGUGGGAAAUGUAAUUAAAUUCCAAUUCAACUUCAAUACUGACAAGCUUCAGCCUCAUUAUAUUUGAACCCACCGUAGAAUCCUCCAAGUAGAACAUCUUAUUAAUAAUGUCAUUCAUUUUUAGGGUUGUUUGACCUAGCACGUAUGUUUAACAAAGCAAACAAUUUUCUUCUCCUCACAUUUUCAUGUCAGUCAAUAACCAUAUUUGGCUGAAUUCACGUGAAAAGAAAAACUAAAUACUUGCUUCUUAUUUUUUAUUUACGAUUGAAAUUUUAGCUGGCGCUGCCGUCAUCUAAACUCUAAAAUUACAUUAUUAUUUUUUAAUGACAUAGGCGGGAAAACAUAUGAAUCGCGUGGUCGAUUAUGUAUCGAUUACUUAAUCGAUUCGAUUAUAUUUUGAACACGUUGACCAUGCGUUGACCUUGACCAUUCAAAAGACUGCAAAUUUCAGAACUCAUCACAGAUCACAUUGCAAAACAGUCUUGAAGCCAACAGGUGAUUCCUUGGAAGUUGUCAUUGUUUUUGUAGCUAAUGCUCAAAUCCACAAAUAACAUAAGAAAACAUCACUAACAAUGGAACAAGUUUCCCUGAGACCAAGUUCUGCUAAA
Molecule: messenger RNA, 8499 nt
Organism: Daphnia pulicaria
Lineage: Eukaryota; Metazoa; Arthropoda; Branchiopoda; Diplostraca; Daphniidae
Exons: 19
Coding region: 1830-3467 (545 amino acids)
Source: RefSeq, a predicted model, not a curated record